ACCUCAAGGAUGUUAUUGUCAGUGUCAGAUCGAUUACGUUUAAUAGAAACGUCAAAAUCAGCUUUAAGGUUAUAAAACUAAAAAGUAUAUAUUCUUAUAUCCUAAUAAUGGAAGAUGAUGAUGAUGUGCCAAGUCUGUCUGCAGAGACGUUUGCAGCUCUGCAGGAAUUCUAUGCUGAGCAGCAGAAGCGGCAGGAGAUCUUAGACAAACUAGAAGGUGACAAUAAACUGAAUGAGAACAUUCUGUUUGAUGAAAACUGGCAACUAAGUCAGUUCUGGUAUGAUGAGGCGACAGUGCAGGCUCUGGUGAAAGUAAUCGACGCAUCCCUGGCUGACGGCGGGCGGGUCGCGCUUAUCUCCUGUCCCACCCUGUUUGUACCCGUCAAGAGACAGAUAGGCGACCGUGCUACGGUAACACUUCUCGAGUAUGACCGGCGCUUUGAGGUCCACGCGCCAGACUUCGUGUUCUACGACUACAACAGCCCUGAGAAGCUGCCUCCUGACACUCUCGACUCAUACGACCUAGUGGUCGCAGACCCGCCGUUCCUCUCCGAUGAAUGCAUCACCAAGACCUCAGAAACGAUUAAGCUAAUGGCCAAAGACAAGAUAGUAGUAUGCACGGGAGCGAUAAUGAAGGAUAAAGUGCAAAGCCUUCUCAAUUUAAACCUGUGCAAGUUCAAACCACAUCAUAGGAACAACUUGGCCAAUGAGUUCUCGUGUUAUGCUAAUUUUAAAUUAGACGACAUUUUGAGUUGACAGCCUUAGGACUUGAAGUGUGUAUCUUUAAUUUGUAAGUUAAAUAUAGGUCUGGUGCAUUCAGAAUAUUUUAAA
Messenger RNA from Trichoplusia ni (cabbage looper), 830 nucleotides. Its product is annotated as EEF1A lysine methyltransferase 1. Bases 108 to 755 code for a protein of 215 amino acids. Lineage: Eukaryota; Metazoa; Arthropoda; Insecta; Lepidoptera; Noctuidae. Gene Ontology annotation, molecular function: protein-lysine N-methyltransferase activity; nucleic acid binding. The transcript has 4 exons. The record is from RefSeq and is a predicted model, not a curated record. Gene Ontology annotation, biological process: methylation.